Molecule: messenger RNA, 366 nt
Organism: Closterium sp. Naga37s-1
Lineage: Eukaryota; Viridiplantae; Streptophyta; Zygnematophyceae; Desmidiales; Closteriaceae
Source: the annotation of a GenBank genome assembly
AUGGCCCUCGUGACCGUCUCCCUGCCAACCAUCAAGGCCGUCUCUGCGCCCAGCCAGGAACUAGCAGGCCAUGGGAAGAGCGAGCUACUUAGCACUGUUAACAGGGUUUCCUUGGCGGCACCCUCACGAGGAGUCGUAACGAUGAAGAACCCGCAUGAAGGGAAGGGCGUUUUCGCCCCUAUCGUAGUUGUUGCGAAGAAUGUCAUCGGCCAAAAGCAGUUCAACCAGCUCCGAGGGAAAGGCAUCGCUCUCCACUCACAAGUGAUCACGGAGUUCUGCAAGUCCGUUGGAGCCCCUGCUCAACAGCGUCAGGGUUUGAUCAGGCUGGCAAAGAAGAACGGCGAGAAGCUGGGUUUCCUUGCCUAA